This is a messenger RNA of Penicillium atrosanguineum, 579 nucleotides long. RefSeq names its product WW domain protein. The record is from RefSeq and is a predicted model, not a curated record. Gene Ontology annotation, molecular function: protein binding. The transcript is spliced from 2 exons. The coding region runs from base 1 to 579 and encodes 192 amino acids. NCBI's taxonomy places the organism in Eukaryota, Fungi, Ascomycota, Eurotiomycetes, Eurotiales, Aspergillaceae.
AUGUCCUACUACGCCGACCCUUACAACCGUCCUCCUCCGGGACCCCCUGGUCCCCCAGGCUACGGCCAGCCCUACGGCGAGCGCCCACCCUACGAGCGCGGCCCAUACAGCGCCCCUCCACCCAUGGCCCGACCCCCGCCUGGUCCCCCGCCCCCAAUGCCUCAGGGCUGGCACCAGGAAUGGGAACCGAACAUGCGCCGCGCAUUCUGGGUCGAAGAUGCUACUGGUCGCGCGCAGUGGGAGCCUCCUUACGGAGGUCCCCCGGGUCAGGGCUACUAUGAUGGUUCACGCUCUGUUCCUCCGCCUGAGCCGCAGGGCGGUUACUAUGCGCCUCCCCCUGGACCGCCGGGCGGAUAUGACCAGCGUGGUUAUGAUCAGGGAUAUCAGCAGCCCGCUGAGGAGAGGAAGAGUAAUACGGGCAAAUAUCUUGCCGUCGGUGCUGGUGCUCUCGCCGUUGGUGCGCUUGGUGGGGCGUUCAUUGAGCAUGAGAUUGAUGAGGACAGCGAUAAAGAUGACCAGCGAGAGGCUUACGAGCAGGGUCGUGAGGACCAAGAGGACUAUGAUGAUGGUGGCUGGUGA